Sclerotinia sclerotiorum 1980 UF-70 is the source of this 4518-nucleotide messenger RNA. RefSeq lists its product as hypothetical. Gene Ontology annotation, biological process: regulation of transcription by RNA polymerase II; nucleosome organization. The record is from RefSeq and is a predicted model, not a curated record. NCBI's taxonomy places the organism in Eukaryota, Fungi, Ascomycota, Leotiomycetes, Helotiales, Sclerotiniaceae. Bases 1 to 4518 code for a protein of 1505 amino acids. The transcript has 7 exons. Gene Ontology annotation, molecular function: ATP hydrolysis activity; histone binding; ATP-dependent chromatin remodeler activity. Gene Ontology annotation, cellular component: nucleus; chromatin.
AUGGCUUCCCCGCAGAAUACCUUUGAAGUCAUGAACUCGAUAUCCCCGCUACAUAUGUCCAAUGGACGCGAUGAAUCAUUCGCGAGAUCGUCGCCAUCGAAUGAUGACGCUCCGGGCGAAAGCGAGUCCGAACUGUCCGAUGUUGGUAACCCUACCGUCGACGAACCCUCGCCGGCCCCCUCAAACCACCAACCCGAGUUUGGUGCUCAAGAUUCCGAUGCCUCUGAAGACUCGUCGCCUGAAGAUCAGGAGCAAUUCGAUGAUGCAGACUUUGAUGAAGAAGAUACUCCUGCAGCAGCAGCUUUCAAUGGCCAACGAUCGGAGCGUUCGAGUACUGUCGAGUCAUCGCGUCCUGCUAAACGCAAGUCAGGAGGCAUGGAUCAAGAUCGGUACAUGCUAGAGAAUCCCGAACUAUACGGCUUACGAAGAAGCGCGCGUCCAGUACAAACUCGGACUAUUGUCGAGUCUGAUGAUGAGGAGGAAGAGGAGGAUUCCGAUGCCGUUGCAGUUCAUAGAAAUAAGCGUAGGAAGCCAGAGCGUUCCCAACAAUCUUCCAAACGCCAGACGCCAGCUCUGCAAUCUGCAACUGCUUCUGAUACAGACGAAACCGAUACCUAUGGUAGUUUACGAGCACGAAAUACCACCAAAAAGAAUCGCCGUCGCCAACUAGAAUCCGGCAAUCUCGCUCCGCAAUACCAAGAAAAGAGGUGGAAUAGUCGACGUGCUGCACAAGUCACGACUGGUGCUUACCAAGAAAGUGAUCCCGAUCUUGAGGAUGAAUCUGAAAUGAUGACACCAAAUCAAUGGGCAGAAGAUGUUGAAGAUACCUCGCCAUAUAUCGAUGUCGUCUUGAAGCACAAGAUCAAAGAUGCAAAAGAUGCAAAAGACGAAGAGCUCACCAAGGAUGAUUUUGACUACUACAUCAAGUGGCAGGGCAAGUCGCACUGCCAUGCAACUUGGGAGACCACAGCAUCUUUGGCGGGCGUUCGUGGAUUCAGGCGCCUCGAGAACUACUACCGAAAGAUCGUCCUCGAAGAUAUUUACAUGACACAAGGCGCCGAUAUACCGCCAGAAGAAAAAGAAAAGUGGAUGCUCGAUAGAGAGCGCGACGCAGAUGCUCUAGAGGACUAUACAAAGGUUGAAAGGGUUAUUGGCUCGCGAGAAGGUGAUGAGGAAACAGAGUACUUCAUCAAGUGGAAGGGGCUUUACUACGAAUCUUGCACAUGGGAAACUGCUUCAUUCAUUAGUGAGAAAGCCCAAGAUGCUAUCGACCACUUUUUGGAUCGCAGCUCUAGAUCUUUGGUCUCAGACCGCAAAGAGUCAAAUCCUGAUACCAGAGGUCCCCAUGUUCCAAUUCGUGAACAACCAGAUUACAUCAAGAAUGGGCAAUUGCGGGAUUUCCAAAUCACUGGUGUCAAUUUUUUGGCGUACAAUUGGUGCAGGAACAAGAAUGUUAUUCUCGCUGAUGAGAUGGGACUAGGCAAGACUGUCCAGACUGUGGCAUUUAUGAAUUGGCUCCGCAACGAUAGAUGCCAAGAAGGCCCACAUCUCGUCGUAGUUCCUCUGACUACCAUUCCUGCUUGGGCUGAUACCUUCGAUAACUGGGCUCCGAGUCUCAACUAUGUCGUCUACAAUGGUAAAGAAUCUUCACGCCAGGUCAUCCACUCUACCUUCUUGGCGCAAAUCAAGUGGCAGUUCAUGGCCGUCGAUGAAGCUCAUCGUCUGAAAAACCGUGAAUCUCAGCUAUAUGUAAAACUGCUUGAUUUCAAGGCUCCAAGUCGUUUGCUAAUUACCGGUACCCCGGUUCAAAACACCUUGGGCGAGUUGUCGGCCCUCAUGGACUUUCUCAUGCCAGGUGAAAUGGACAUCGAAGAUGAUAUGGACCUAACUGAUGAAGCUGCCGGUGAAAAAAUCGCAGCACUUACCACCAAAAUCCAGCCAUACAUUCUCCGCCGCACAAAGCAGAAAGUGGAGAAUGACUUACCACCGAAAAGCGAAAAAAUCAUUCGCGUCGAGCUAUCAGACGUUCAGCUGGAUUACUACAAAAAUAUCCUUACUCGCAAUUACGCUGCCUUGAACGAAGGUUCUAAAGGUCAAAAGCAGUCCUUGUUAAACAUCAUGAUGGAACUCAAAAAGGCUAGUAAUCAUCCCUACAUGUUCCCCAAUGCAGAGGAGAAGAUCCUAAAGGGUAGUGAGAGGCGGGACGAUCAGUUGAAGGGCUUGAUUGCCAGCAGUGGGAAGAUGAUGCUUCUUGACAGAUUACUCGCCAAACUAAAGAAGGACAACCAUCGUGUUUUGAUUUUCAGUCAAAUGGUGAAGAUGCUUGAUAUCCUUGGUGACUAUCUUCAACUUCGUGGCUAUCAAUUUCAACGGCUUGAUGGUACUGUUGCUGCGGGCCCAAGACGUCAAGCCAUUGACCAUUUUAAUGCCGAGGAUAGCAAUGACUUCUGCUUUCUUCUCUCCACUCGUGCUGGAGGUCUCGGUAUUAACCUGAUGACCGCUGAUACGGUUGUAAUUUUUGACUCUGAUUGGAAUCCCCAAGCUGAUUUGCAAGCCAUGGCUCGUGCACAUCGUAUUGGACAGAAGAAGCCUGUGAGCAUUUACAGACUUGUCUCGAAGGAAACUGUCGAAGAAGAGAUUCUUGAGCGUGCUCGCAAUAAGUUGAUGCUAGAGUUCAUUACCAUACAACGAGGUGUCACCGAUAAAGAGAAGAAGGAGCUUCGCGAGAAAGCUGCCAAGGCCGGUAAAAUUGAUGAUCCCAAGUCCUCCGAUGAUAUCUCUCGUAUCCUCAAAAAGAGAGGCCAGAAGAUGUUCGAACAAUCUGGAAAUCAGAAAAAGCUUGAAGAGUUAGACAUUGACUCUGUUCUCGAGAAUGCCGAAGAGCACCAGACUGAAGUACCAGAAGGCAUGGUUGCAGACGGUGGCGAAGAUUUCCUUAGGAGUUUCGAAUAUACCGACGUCAAGAUUGACUUGGAAUGGGACGACAUUAUCCCAAAAGAUCAGUUGGAGGGAAUCAAAGCUGAGGAAGAAAAACGAGCUCAUGAGGAAUACCUCGCCAAGGUCGUGGAAGAGAAUGCGCCGCGUAAGGCUGCCAUGAAAAACACGGCUGAGGUCGAGCGAGAGCAACGUCUUGCAAAGAAGCGCGAGCGUGACCAAGCCAAACAAGAAGAGCUCGAGGAAAAGAGAGAAGCUCAAGCAAAUCGUUUGGACCCGAAGCGUCCUCUCAAUGAGAAGGAAACAAGAAACUUGAUGAAAGCUUAUCUUCGAUACGGAUCAAUGGAAGAUCGUGGUGAAGAACUUGUAAAGGAAGCCCGGCUUGUGGGGCGCGAUGAGGAAAUGAUGAAAGCCACAUUGAAAGCCCUUACUGAAGAGAGUAGCAGACGUUUAAAGGAAGAGAACGAAAGGGUCGAAGCACUGGAGCGUGCAACCAAUAAGCCAUUGACCAAGAAGGAUAGAAAGGCAGUUUUGUUUGACUACUCCGGAGUAAAGAGAGUCAAUGCCGAGACUAUCAUGGAACGUCCAGGCGAAAUGAGGAUGCUAAGAGAUGUUGUCGGAAGCACUCCCGAUUUCAAAACGUUUCGCGUCACCGACGCAUCCAAAGGUGCCCACUACUCAUGUGAAUGGGGUGCUAAGGAGGAUGGCAUGCUUCUCGUGGGGAUCCAUAGGCAUGGCUACGGUGCUUGGACCCAGAUCAGAGAUGAUACCGACUUGGGACUUGGAGACAAGUUGUUCCUUGAAGAACAUCGCGUAGACAAGAAAGAAGAACGAAGCAAGGCAGAUGAAAAGGUCGCCAAGGCUCCUGGAGCUGUUCACUUGGUCAGGCGGGCGGACUAUCUACUAUCUGUCUUGAAAGCCAAGUACUCUGAUAAUCAAGCUGCCAAGCGUGCCGUAGAGAACCACCAUCGAAACAACAAGAAGCACGAGCGGAACGGAUCCAGAAGAUCUGAGCCAAGAGGCUCUGUUUCUGCUUCUCCUGCUCCACCAAUCAAGAAAGCAUCUCGACCAUUCGAUCACAAUGGUCGUGAUCGAGAGCGAGAUAGAGCUCGUGGUCACAACGUUAAUGAUUCGCGUGAUUCUCGUCGAGAAAGCGGAGGCUAUGGUUCUUCAACGCCUGGUAUGAAGAGGAAGUAUAGUGAUGGAGACGAUGAGAAACAUCUAGAACGUCGUCCUAAGUACCGCAAGUCCGACAAUGGUGAACCGGAUCAGAACGAAAUGCUCCGUAAACUUUUCAAGCCAAUCAAGGAAAGCCUUCGACGUCUCCAAAAUGGCACAGCCAAAAACAUUCCAAACAAAAAGGAACGUGCUGGGGUUUUGAAAGAGGAGCUGUAUAGUACUGGACUGUUCAUUGACUCUAUCACCGCGCCUAAGAAAGAUGGAUCAGUUGAUAAUAAACUGAAGGAUAGUCUAUGGGAAUAUGUAAUGACCUACUGGCCUAAUCCAGGACAAUCCACACAAGCAGUUGCAUCUAUGUACACGAAAGUCAGGAAGGAAAGGGUAGAGUCAGAGGCUUCAAGAUGA